This is a messenger RNA of Danio aesculapii, 862 nucleotides long. Its product is annotated as membrane-associated phosphatidylinositol transfer protein 1-like. The transcript is spliced from 5 exons. The coding region runs from base 178 to 834 and encodes 218 amino acids. NCBI's taxonomy places the organism in Eukaryota, Metazoa, Chordata, Actinopteri, Cypriniformes, Danionidae. Gene Ontology annotation, biological process: phospholipid transport. The record is from RefSeq and is a predicted model, not a curated record. Gene Ontology annotation, cellular component: cytoplasm. Gene Ontology annotation, molecular function: phosphatidylinositol binding; phosphatidylinositol transfer activity; phosphatidylcholine binding.
AGGAGCAGAUGAAGAGCGACCGCUUCAUUUCUGGAGGAGCUGAGCUGAGCGAGGAUUAACAUCAGGCAGCAUGCAGGAGUGAGGCGUGCAGAGCUCAAGCCAUGGGCUAGAGGAGCGCCAGCAUACAGGUGUGAGAGAUGAACUGGAGCUGAGCGGCGGAGUGUGUGUUCAGUCAUCAUGCUGAUUAAGGAGUACCGCAUCCCGAUGCCCCUGAGUGUGGAGGAGUACCGCAUCGCCCAGCUCUACAUGAUCCAGAAGAAGAGUCGUGAGGAGAGCGAGGGCGAGGGCAGCGGUGUGGAGAUCCUGGAGAACCGGCCCUACACCGAUGGCCCAGGCGGAUCCGGACAAUACACACGCAAGGUGUACCACAUCGGCCAGCACAUUCCCAGCUGGUUCCGCUCCAUCCUGCCCAAAGCAGCGCUGCGCGUGGAGGAGGAGUCCUGGAACGCAUACCCAUACACACGCACACGACACACGUGUCCAUUCGUGGAGAAGUUCUCCAUCGACAUCGAGACCUACUAUAAACCAGACACGGGCUCUCAGAACGACGUCUUCAACCUGUCUUCAGCUGAGAAGAGGCAGCGGGAUAUCGAUCCCAUCGAUAUCGUGAAAGAUUUCAUCGCCCCUCAUGAGUAUCUGGUGGAGGAGGACCCCAAGCUCUACAAGUCCUACAAGACGCAGCGCGGCCCGCUGUCUGACGACUGGAUCACCGAAAUCAACAACAACCCCGGGAAAACCCCCGUCAUGUGUGCGUACAAGCUGUGUAAAGUGGAGUUUCGGUACUGGGGGAUGCAGUCCAAGAUUGAGCGCUUCAUUCAUGACGUGGGUGAGUGAUUCCUGGGAUUCAGCCUGCUCUUAUAUA